AUGAGUGAGUCAUAGUUAAAUAAUAAUAAUGAUAAUGAAGAAAAGCCUCCUUAAGAUCUUCAAUUAGUAGAAGAAGAUGAAGCAAAACAAAACGAAGCUCCAAACGAAGAAGCUCUGGCAGUAGUAGAUGUAGAAUUAGAAGAAGCAGAAGAAGAUAUUCCUAAUGAAGAAUUAGAACAAUUAUAAAAUAAGCCUAAGAAGAAGGUAAAGAUCCUGCAGAAGUACCAAAAAGACGAAAAAUAAAAAAACUUAAAACCCUUGAAUAAAAUAAAGUAAGUGAAAUAUAAAGUAUUGAAGCAAAAUAUGUUUAUUUGGGUUGAAAAAGAUGGAAUAAAAAUUUCAUUUUAAGAUCCUCCAAUACUUUCUUAAGAUUCUUAUGAUUAAGAUUUUUAGUUUUUUGUUAAAUAUUAAAAUGAUUAAAUUACUAAAUAUGAUAUUUCUUAAAUUGAAGAUUUUGUAAGUCAUGCUUCUGUAAAACAUAAUUACAUUUAGUCUUUAUUAAAAUUAAUGGAUGAAAUUUACAAUCCUUCUAUUUACAGUGAUACAACAUGGCCUGAAAAUGUUAAGAAAGAAUUCAUUGCUUAAUUACAUAAAUUUAUGGCAUCAUUAACAGAAGCAUCUUAAUAAAAUGAAGGUUUUACAAAAUUAUAUAUUCCAAAAGAAAAUUUAUCGGAUACAUAAGCAGUUUCAUAAGAUAAAGAUUUAAUCUAAAGAUUAGAAUCAACAUUAAUAUAUUGGUAUAGAUAAAUUAAAGAAAUCGUAAAUAACUAAGACUCUUAAUAAGAUUAAGAAAAUGCAGGUCCUUUAGACGAAAUUACAUAUUGGCGUCGCAGAAAAGAUAAUUUAUAAUUUAUUUAAAGAUAAUUAGAAAAUCCUGACUUGUAAAGAAUAAUAUAAAUACUUAAAUUAGUUGAUUCUUCUUAUGUUCCUAGUUUUGAGGAAUUAACAAAAAACAUAAAUUCCGGAUCUAUUGAGAGUGAAAAUAACUUAGCAUUUUUAAAUUCUUUAUAUGAACCUUGUAAAUAAUUAGAAAUAGCUACUCCAAAAGAAAUACCUUCGAUUUUGCCUUCUUUAUUAAAUCGAGUUAGGAUGAUUUGGGAAUUUUCUGAACAUUAUAAUUCAUAAGAAAGAAUAUCUGGUUUAUUGCAUAAAAUAUCAAAUGAAAUAAUAAAAAGAUGCAAAAAAUAAAUUAAUAUAUAAGACAUGUUAGAUGGAGAUGUAGAAAAAUGCAUGUAAGAUUUAAGAGAUUCUAUUGAAUGCGGAAGAAAAUGGAAAAAAAUAUACGAAAGAACAUCUGAAUUAAUAAAGAAAAAAAAAAAAGAAAACGCCACUAAAAAAACAUGGGAUUUCAACCAUAAUUCAAUCUUUGCAUAAAUGGAAGCUUUUGUAUAAAGGUGUACUGAAUUAAUCGAAAUAUGUACAGGUUAAUUACAAUUUGCUGGAAAAGGUUCAAAUAAUCAAAUUCCAUAAUUUGGAGGAUCAAGAGGGCCCGAAAUAGAAAGUAUAUUGGAAGAAAUUAAAGAAAGGUUCAAAAAAUAAUUAGAAAAAAUCAGAGGAUCUAAACAAGAUUUAAUUCUAGACGUAAAAGCUUCCAAUUGGCAUGAUCUGUUUAACAUGUUCAAGAAUGGGAUGAAAGACCUCGAUGUAAUGUACUAAAAUAUAAUUAAUUUUGGCUUCGAUUAAGUUUCUACAGUUGAAUAGGGCGUUGAAAUGUUAGAAGCAUUCGAUUAUUUAGCCAAAAGGGAAAACAUUAAGGCUGCAAUUAAAAAAAAAGCCGGGGAAGUUGUUUAGUUGUUUGUUUCAGAGUUAGAUAAAUCGAAGUUUGAGUAUGAUAAUAUGAAAAAAAACCAAGGACAAUUAAAUAUUCCACUUUAACAUGGAAAAUAUUCUGGGCAGGCAAUUUGGGUGAGAGGAUAAAUACAUAGAAUUUAAAAAAUGAAAGAUUCUAUAGAUAAACUAUAUUUUAUUCCAGAUUAAUUAAAAAGAAGUGCUUUGGAUAAAUAUGAUUAACUUUUUUAGACUUUUAAGCAAUUUAUAGUGCAUUAAAAAUUUAAAGAAUGGAAAGACGAAAAUAAAGACUUAGAGGAUGCACCUUUGGGAGCCAAGUUUUUAGAUAAAUCAGUUCUUAUAAGACCUGAGGAAAAUAUUAAUAAUAAUAAUUAAAAAGGAGGGAAGGAAAAUGCCAAUAAAGCAAAAAAUAAAAUGGAGCAUUUAGAAUAAAAUUUCGAUAGAUAAGCUGAAAAAUUAAUGCAUGAAGUAGUGGCUUGGAAAAAGUUAAUGCCUUUCGGUAUCAUAGUCCCGAGUUAUGCAGAAGAAUUUACCACUACUUAGAGGGAAAAUCUGAGGGUUUUGAAAGAAUAUGUAAUGUUAGUGGUUAGGGAUUAGAAUAAAAUCAUUGAUUAUAUGGAUGAUAUGGAAAAGAAGCUUUUUAAAGACUAUUAUAGUCAGACUGAGAAGGUUAUUUAUCCAGGAUUACAUAAAUUGAAGUGGAGUUCGAAAGGUAUAUUGGAGAUUUUUGUUAAAUAAUGUAGAUAGAGUUGUAAUGAGAUUUAUAACAAGUUGAGAAUGUUUAAAUAAAAUACAGAAAAAAUAGACUAGAAAUGUCAAGAAAUAGCUGGUAGACUGUUAAUAAAUAUUAAAAAGAAAAAAAUUAUUGAAUUGAAAGUUUUCGAGGAAGAAUAAGAAAAACACAGAAAAGAUAUGUAAAAUAAAAUAAAAGCAGCAUUGGAAGAAAUAAAGAGAAUCUUGUGUGAAACAUAUGAACCUUUUUUACAUAAUGGAAUUGAAAUUUAAAAAGUCUGGUAUGACUAUGUCAAAAUUAUAGACUCGAAAAUUGAAGAUGCUUUAAAAAAAGCUAUCAAAAAUAGUCUAUUAGAACUCCAUAAGGUAAUAGGAGAUGAUAAAAUACCCGCAAUUCCUAUUUUUAAGCUUAGUUUGGAAAUCGAAAACAAUGAAGUGGCUUUCAAACCAUCUAUUCAAUAUCUAUAAUAGAUGAUUACAGUUACUAUGUCUGCUAUGAACGAGAUUUUUAAAGACUUUAAAAGAAUGUAGAUAAUAAUGAGUUCGGAAAGGAGAGAAAGACUUAAAGAAUUUCGACUUUUGAAAGAAAAAGAAAAUAAAAAUAACCCUCUGAUGAUGUAAAGGAAAGGCGCAGAAGUCCCUACUUAAUUCGAAGAUGAUAUUAUUAAAGGUUUAGAUGAUUAUUUUACGGCUAUAUCAGGGGAUCAUGAUGUAAAGAAGUAUUCUGAGAAAAUUUUGGCUAAUUUAUGUUCGAGUUGCUCUAAAUUAGAAAACGGGUAAUUAAGAGAUCCUUGGAAUUCGAAGUAGUUUUAUUGGAAAUAGCCUUGUAUUAAAGAUUAAUUUUCGAAAUAAAUGCUUAAAUAAGACGAUGAUAUUACCAAUAUUAAAGAUCAUUUGGAAAAAUUCGAGUUUGCGGCUACUGAAAUUCAAUAGAAUAAUAAAACUAUUAAUUAAUAAGAUUGUAUUGUUUUGGAUAAUACGAAUAUUAAAAAUGUUAUUGUAGAUAUACUAAUUUAAUGGUAAAAUGCAGUAUUAAAAGCGGUUUAAGAAAAAGCUAUUAAAGAUUUAAAUGAUUUACAUGCACUUUUUUAAAAUAGUGAAGUUCAUUUAUCUCCUACUCCUUUAGAUAUUCAUUAAUUGAAGAAAAAUAUGGAAUCUUUAUCAAAACUUAAAAAAGAGAAACCUGAAUAUGAAAAAAGAUUAAAACCUAUAGAAGAUAAGUUUAAGCUAUUAGAAGAUUCAUAAAUAAGUCUAAAGGAGGAAGAAAAUAUUAAAAAAAUGAACCUAAGAGAUGCUUGGCAGGGAUUCUAGAAUAUGCUGGAAAGAAUCGAAGUGAGAAAUUAAAAAGUUUAUAACGAUUUAUAUUUGGAGACUUGUAAAAACUUAGAUGACUUUAGAAAAGAUACUCAAGAUAAUAAAAUUUAUUUCACAGCAAAUGCGCCUUUUACAGUCACAAAUACUUCUAAUGAAAAAGCGUUUUAAAUGUUAAAUGAAUAUAAAGAUAUUGUAAAAGCACUUAGAAGUAGGGAAAAAGAUAUGAAAUUCGCUUUUGAGUUAUUCAAUAUUAGCUACGAUUAGUGCGAAGAGUUAGAUUAUGUUGAAAAAGAAAUCGAAAAUUUAGAAAAAGUAUGGAAAUUAAAAGAUGAUUGGGAUAGGGAAUGGGAUUAAGUUAAAUCUAUGAAAUUUAAAGAUUUUGAAUAUGAAAGAUUAGAUGAUUUAGCUGAUGAUUAUUAAUUAUUAAUAAAUGAAUAUCCUAAAGAAAUGAAAAGAUGGGAAGUAGUAAAUAAUUUGAGAAAUACAAUCGAGUCUUUUAGACAAACUUUACCACUUAUAAAAAUGUUAGGAGAUAGAUCUAUGAGAAUUAGACAUUGGGAAAAAUUACAAAAACUACUAGGCUAGUUAUUAGAUUAUGAUUCCGAAUAAUUUAAUCUUUAAGAGAUUUUUAGAAUAGGACUUCUUUCUUAAAAAGAAGCAGUAGUUGAUGUUUGCGAAGUUGCACGAGAAGAAUACAAAAUUGAAUUUGCAUUAUAAACAAUUAGCGAAAAAUGGGAAGUUUUAGAAAUUUAAAUGGAAGAACAUAAAAAAGGAUGCUAUAAAAUAAAAAAAGCAGACGAAAUAUAUAAUAUAUUGGAAGAUCAUAUGGGUAAACUUUCGGCUUAAAAAACAACUGCUUAUUAUGAUUCUUUUAAAACUGAUAUUGAAUAAUGGGAAAAUGCUUUAUAAAAUAUUAUUGAAACAUUAGAUGCUUUACUUUAAGUUUAAAGACAAUGGAUAUAUUUGGAAAGUAUUUUCGCAUCAUAAUAGAAUGAAUAAGAUAAAUAAUUAGUAGGAGAUAUUGCUAAAUUCUAGAAAAUAGAAAAAUAACUCCAAAAUUACAUGAAUAACAUUUUCAUUAGCAAAAAUGCCAAAAAUGCUCUUAGUCAGGAAGGAUUCCUUCAAGAACUUAUAAUAAUGAGCAAACACUUAGACGAGAGCCAAAAAAUCCUUUUCUCUUUACUAGAGAAGAACAGAAAAGAAUUCCCUAGAUUUUACUUUUUGUCUAAUGACGAUCUUUUCGAAAUUCUUGGAAAUUCAAAAGAUCCUUCUAAAGUAAAUAAACACAUAAAAAAAUGUUUCGAAGGUAUCAAAACGUUAUCUUUUACUUAAACCUUUGUCGCAAGCGCAAAAGGAAGACCAUAAGAAGCUUUCGAAGUAACCCAAAUGAUAUCUCCAGAUUAGGAAUCUGUGAAAUUAUAAUAAUCUGUCAAAUGCGAAUAUGGGGUUGAGAAGUGGCUCAAAUAAGUAGAAAUAAGAAUGGUCGAUACACUCAAAAGAGAACUCCUAAAAACAUAUUAAGGAAUAAGAAAACGAGAAGCAAUGCGUUGGGUUGAGAAAUGGAUACCUUCAUGGCCUGGUCAAUUAUUAAUUGUAGCUUCUUAACUUUAUUGGACAUCAGAUUGUGCAAAUGUACUAUAAUAAAUAGGUAAUACAGACAAAACAGACAAAAGCAAAGCUUGGAAAUCUGUUAAAGAAGAAAAAAAUCACUUUUUAAAUGAAUUAACUCGCCAAGUAAGAAAACCAGGAAGUGCUACUGACCGAAAUAAACUAAUAGCUUUAAUUACUAUAGAGGUUCAUGCUAAAGAUAUAAUAGAGUAAUUAAUGAAAACUUGCUUUAAUGAAAAUUAAUUUGAUUGGUUGAAAUAAUUAAGGUAUUGUGCGACUAUAUAAGGAGAUUUAAUGGAAGUUGAUAUUAAAUAAACUAAUACUAAAUUCCCUUAUGGGUAUGAAUAUUAAGGUAAUAAUGGAAGAUUGGUUAUUACUGCGCUUACUGAUAGAUGUUAUAUGACCUUAACUACGGCUAUGAAAUUAAAUAAAGGUGGAGCACCUUAAGGACCUGCGGGUACUGGAAAAACAGAAACAGUGAAAGAUUUGGGAAAAGGAAUGGCUAAAUUUGUACUUGUUUUUAAUUGUUCAGAUGGUUUAGAUUAUAAAUCGAUUGGUAGAAUGUUCUCUGGGCUCAUCUAGACAGGAGGGUGGGGUUGUUUUGAUGAAUUUAAUAGAAUUGAAGUAGAAGUACUUUCCGUUGUGGCUUAAUAGAUGCAUUCUAUUAUGAAUGCUUUGAGAAAAUUAGGUGAACAUAGAGAACUUAAUACUUUAGAUUUCGAAGACGAUGUCAUAUAAAUAAACGAACAAAUGGCCAUUUUUAUCACUAUGAAUCCCGGAUAUGCCGGAAGAUCAGAAUUACCUGAUAAUCUAAAAAGUCUUUUUAGACCAAUUUCUAUGAUGGUACCGGAAACUACUAUUAUUUGUGAAAUUAUGCUUUAAUCAGAAGGAUUUAAAAACGGGAGACCAUUAUCUAUAAAAAUGGUCACUUUAUAUAAUUUGAUGACUUAGUAAUUAUCUAAAUAAGACCAUUAUGAUUUCGGUUUAAGAGCCAUUAAAUCAGUUUUGAAUUGCGCAGGGUAGAUUAGGAGAGAAAAAGGGGCAGAAACUGGAUAUUAAGGAGCCUAAUAAGGAGGUAGGGAAAAAGAUAAAGAAAACGAAUAAGAAGAAAAUAAUUAAGAAUAAAUGAUACUAAUGAAGGCUAUUAGAGAUAUGAAUAUGCCUAAGUUUGUUUAAGAAGAUGUUUUUUUAUUUAAUGCUUUAUUUAAUGAUCUUUUUCCAAAUAUAGAUUUACCGGAAUCUGAAAGCUUAUAACUAGUAGAGGCUAUUGAAAACGAGAUGAAAAACGACAAAUUAAUUCCUAAACCAGAAAUGAUCACUAAGUGUAUUUAAUUAUACGACUCUAAAAAUACCAGACAUGGCAAUAUGCUUGUCGGCAAAAGUCUUACAGGAAAAUCUACUUGUUGGAAAAUUUUACAAAAAGCCCUAACUGUAUUAAGUAAGCAAGAAAAUAAUAAUGAUAAAUAUCAUGCAGUACGUACAGAAGUUUUAAAUCCAAAAACAGUUUCCUUAAAUGAACUUUUCGGAUUUGUAGAUAGAUCUACAUUAGAAUGGAAUGAGGGUGUCUUAUCAUCUAUGAUGUCCAGAUUAUGUAAAGAUGAAUCUUUGGAUUAAAGAUGGAUGAUUUUAGAUGGACCAGUUGAUACUUUAUGGAUAGAAUCAAUGAAUACAGUACUAGAUGAUAAUAAAGUACUUACUCUUUUAAAUGGUGAUAGAAUCUCGUUACCUCCAUAAGUUGGUUUGAUAUUCGAAGUAGAAGAUCUUUCAGUUGCUUCCCCUGCUACAGUAUCUAGAGCUGGUAUGAUUUAUAUAGAUUAGAAUGAUUUAGGAUAUAGACCUUUUAUAGAAGCUUGGAUAAAGAAAAUAUCUGAUUUAGAUGUAUAGGAUUUCUUUUUUGAUUUAAUAGAUAAAUGGAUUAUUAAAUUAUUCAAAGUCCGCCAAAAUUGUAAAGAAUUAGUCAAAUGUACUGACAUAAAUAUCGUUGUGGCCUUAACAAGGUUAAUGGACUCUUUCUUUACAACCGAAAAAAGUACUAUUGGAAUAGAUUUACCUAAUAAAAGUGAAAUUUAUUAUGCUCUAUUGGAAAAAUGGUUCACUUUUGCCCUCAUAUGGUCUUUCGGGGCUACUGUAGAUGAGGAAGGUUAAAAAUAUAUUGACUAUUAAAUGAGAGAUAUCGAAAGUAUAUUCCCUUCAUCGAAUACUGUGUAUGAUUAUUACAUUAAUGUGGACAAAAACGAAUGGUCUUCUUGGGAAGAAAAAAUCAAUGCAAACGCUUGGAAACCAGCUUUAGGUAUUCCUUAUCAUAAAAUGCUUGUACCGACUGUAGAUAGUGCCAGAAGUAGAUUUAUAAUAUAGACUUUGCUCAAAAAUAAGGUGAAUACAUUAAUUGUAGGAAACACUGGAACUGGAAAAACUGCUCUUAUAAAUGGGAUUUUAUCCGACUUAGAUGAAUCUUAAUAUACUUCUAUGAAUAUAGUUUUUUCAGCAUAAACUAAUUCUUUGAAAACUUAAGAUAUGAUAGAAUCGAAAUUAGUUAGAAGGACGAAAUAUAAAAUGAUACCUGAUUCUAAAAAGAUGGUCAUUUUUGUCGACGAUCUUAAUAUGCCGAGAAAAGACACUUUUGGAAGUUAACCCCCUUUAGAGUUAUUUAGAUAAUGGAUGGAUUAUGGAGGCUGGUUUGAUAGAUAAUCUAGAGAUUUAUUUAAACAAAUCUUUGAUAUUUAAUUAAUUACAGCUAUGGGACCUCCUGGGGGUGGUAGAGCUUAAAUAUCAAACAGAUUUUAAGGAAAAUUCAAUUUAAUAGCGUUUACUUUCCCUACUGAUAAUUAAGUAAGGAGAAUCUUCUAGUCUAUUCUUAAUUAUAAAUUUUCUGAAUUCUAAGAAGAAAUUAAACUUUUAUCUGAAAGUAUAGCCUAAGCAACUCUUAAUUUAUUCAAAACUGUCUCCGAAAAUUUCCUUCCUACUCCGAAAAAAUCCCAUUAUGUAUUUAAUUUGAGAGAUAUAUCAAAAGUUAUAUAAGGAGUUUAUUUAUAAGACAAAUUUUAUUGCGAUUCCAAAAUGACAAUAUACCGUUUAUGGGUGCAUGAAUGUUUGAGAGUUUUCCAUGAUAGAUUGAUUUCUUUCGAAGACCGUGCUUAAUUAAAAAAACUUAUUUCAGAUUAACUUGAAGCUACUUUACAGACAAAUAUGAAAGAAUGUACUAAUGAUGAAGAAGAUACUAUAUUUGUAGAUUUCAUGGAAGAAUCUAAUAACGAAAAAAAAAUUUAUAUGGAAAUUCCCCAAAAGGAAAGAUUAGAAUUAAGAAUCUUUGUAGAAAAAAAACUCGAAGACUACAAUGCUAACUAAAGAACUCCUAUGCCUAUAGUUUUAUUCAAUGAAGCUAUUUCCUAUGUAUGUAAAAUCCAUAGAAUCAUUAAAUUAGGAAAAGGGCACGGAAUGCUUGUAGGAGAAGGAGGUUCUGGGAGACAUUCUUUAACUAGAUUAGCAGCAUAUAUUGCUUAAUAUUCUUUAUGGUAAAUUGAAGUUUCCAGAAAUUACAGAAUGAAAGAAUUCCGAGACGACAUUAAAAGAUGGGAUGAAGAAGCCGGUUUUAAGAACAAAAGUGGGGUUUUCUUAUUUAGUGAUAAUUAAAUUGUAAACGAAGGUUUUAUAGAAGACAUAAAUAAUAUUCUCAGUGUAGGUGAAGUUCCUAAUUUAUUCUCUUAAAAAGACGACUAUCCUUAAAUAAAAGAAAAAAUGAAAAAACAAUAUAUUAACCAUUAUAAACUUGACAAAGAUGCAAGAAUUCCAGAUGAAGAAAUCAUCGACUUUUUCUUCACUAGAGUUUAAAAUAAUUUCCAUUUAAUGCUCUGUAUGUCCAAAACAGGUGAUUCCUUAAGAAAUUACACCAGAAUGUACCCUGGAUUAGUAAAUAAUACUACUAUUAUAUGGUUUAUGACUUGGCCUUCUGAAGCUUUAUUGGAAGUAGCAAAUAAAUACCUAAAACCAUUAAAGUUAGAAGAUAAAAUCAAAGAAACACCUAUUCCUACUGCCGUUCCUUAAAAGUCAAUUAACUAACUUGCUCCUUAAUAAGAAAAAUAAUAAUAAACAAAUACAAAUAAUUAAAAGGCUGAGAAAAAAGACCCUGCUCAAAUAAAAAGAGAAGAAGAAGAAGCCCUUCUUUUACAAUAAGAAGAAGAAAGACGUGAAAAUCUAAGAACUGCAAUUUCUGCAUUUUUCUCUAAUGCGCAUAUAACAGUGCUUUAAAUGUCCGAAGAUAUGUUUAAUAAACUAAAAAGAAUGUACUAUGUAACCCCCACUAAUUAUAUAGAACUCGUAAAGGGUUAUGUAGAACUUUUAGGUGCUAAAUAACUCGAAUAUGGGAACGAAAUCACUAAAUUACGUCUCGGUUUGAAAAAACUAGAUGAGGCAGCUGAAAGUUCUGAAGUUUUGAAGCAAUAAUUACAAAUAUCGUAAAUAAAUUAAUAAAAAAGUCAAAAAGAAGUGGAAGAUUUAAUGAUUAGAAUAGAAGGUGAAUCACGCGAUGUGAAUGAAAAAAGUAAAUUUGUAGAAUAAAAAACUGCCAUAGUAGAAAAAGAGAAAGGCGAAAUUAUGCGAAUCCAAGCCGAUGCAGAGGAGGAUCUCCAAAAAGCAAUGCCUGCAUUAAGAAUGGCUGAAGAAGGUUUAGAAAAUUUAAAUAAAAACAAACUUGCUGAAAUAAAAUCAUUCAAUAAACCACCAGAAGGUAUAGGUGAAGUUUUAUAAGCAAUCAUGAUUAUUUUGGGAAAAGAUCCUUCCUGGGCUAGUGCAAAAAAAGAACUUGCAGAUCCUCGUUUUUUAGAAAGACUAAGAGAUGUAGAUAAAGACCAUAUAUCUUAAAAAACACUUCUUAAAAUAGAAAAAUUGACACAUGAUCCCAAAAUGAGUAUAAGUAUUAUUGAUUAGAAGUCCGAAGCAGGAGGCUCUAUGUGGAGAUGGGUUUUAGCAAUGGAAAUGUACGCAAAAUCAUUUAAAGAUAUAGAACCUAAAAGGGCCAAAGUAAAUUAACUGACAGAAAGAUUAGCUAAAUCAGAAGAAGAACUGAAGAAUUUACAAGAAAAUCUCUCAAAAUUAAAAGAGAAAAUUACUACUUUAGAAAAAUAAUUAGAACAAGCCAAAACGGAUAAAUAAUAUUUAGAAGAAUAAAAUAAAAUACUCCUCGAUAAACAAGAAAGAGCAGAAAAAUUAAUUUCCGGUUUAGAAGGUACAAAAGAAGGAUGGAAGGAACGUAAAUAAGUCCUUGAAUAGAAAUUCGAAUUUUUAAUAGGGGAUUCUUUGAUGUCUGCAGCUUUUAUGUCAUAUGCAGGACCUUUCCCGUCCGAAUAUAGAAGAGAUUUUGUCAAAGAUGCCUUACUUGGAUAAGUUAAAUAGCUCAAAAUUGCACACUCAAGAGAUUACAAUUUCCCUGAUUUCCUUGUAAAACCGAUAACGUUUUUAAACUGGAAUUUCAAAGGUUUACCUGACGAUUAAUUUUCCAGAGAAAAUGCAGUUUUGGUUACUAAAAGCAGCAGAUUUGCGCUUAUGAUAGACCCUUAAAUGUAAGCUUUGACUUGGAUUAAAAACACUGAGAGAGAUAUUAACAAGGAAAAAUUAAAAAUAAUAGAUCCUUAAGAAGAUAACUACAUUAGUACUCUCGAAACUUCAAUAGUAUAAGGAAACGUAGUCAUUUUGCAAAAUUUAGAUGAAGAAAUAGACCCUUCUUUGGAACCUUUCCUUAAUAAAUCAAUAAAAAGACAUGCCACAGGAGGUUUAGUUUUAGUACUUGGUGCAGACAAAGAAAUUAAAUAUAAUCCUGAUUUCAGAUUUUAUUUAACAACGAAGCUUUCUAAUCCAAGAUACAAAGCCGAAGUUUCGACUAGAGUUACUUUAGUAAACUUCGCAGUAAAAGAAGAAGGUCUUUAAGAUUAAUUGAUAUCUGUAGUAAUUUAAAAAAUGGAGGCCAGUUUAGAAAGACAAAAAAAUGAACUAGUACGUAAAAAAGCAGAUAACGAAAUAAAACUUAAAGACUUGGAUGAUAGAAUUCUUAAAAUGCUCCAAGAAACAAAAGGAUAAUUAAUUGACGAUCUUGAUUUAAUUAAGGCACUCUAAGUAGCUAAAGAAACUGAAGAAGAUGUAAGACAUUAAAUAGAAGCUGGAGCUGCUUAAAUGACCAAAACUAUGAAUUUAAGAAAGCACUAUGUAGGCUUAGCUA
This is a messenger RNA of Ichthyophthirius multifiliis, 11650 nucleotides long. RefSeq lists its product as hypothetical. The record is from RefSeq and is a predicted model, not a curated record. The transcript has 4 exons. NCBI's taxonomy places the organism in Eukaryota, Ciliophora, Oligohymenophorea, Hymenostomatida. The annotation marks the transcript as partial. Gene Ontology annotation, cellular component: dynein complex. Gene Ontology annotation, biological process: microtubule-based movement. Gene Ontology annotation, molecular function: ATP binding; dynein intermediate chain binding; minus-end-directed microtubule motor activity.